AUGCUGCGUGUGCAUGCCACUACUCUUUCUCCAAUAAGUUCUACAAGGCACGAAAAGCGUAUGGAAGGGUUUUUCGACUGUGCUGUGGAUAGGCACAGGACUUGCCACGGUAAUGGCCAUAAGUAUGAUUUGAAAAGAAUACCACACCACUUGUUGCAAGUUGCAGCAAGUGAUACAGAAAAGAAAUGCAAUAUAAAAAACCGAAACGCGUUAAUAUUGGUGAGAGAUCGCUGCGAAAGAGGGCCACAAAAUCAAAUCCUCUAUUUUCUAAAGUCGACAGUUCGUCCCGCGCCUCGUGAACCCGCGAAACGAAGAAAAAAUGCGAGCAACGCGAGAUGA
This is a messenger RNA of Amoebophrya sp. A120, 339 nucleotides long. NCBI's taxonomy places the organism in Eukaryota, Dinophyceae, Syndiniales, Amoebophryaceae. The record is from the annotation of a GenBank genome assembly.